Molecule: messenger RNA, 1083 nt
Organism: Rasamsonia emersonii CBS 393.64
Lineage: Eukaryota; Fungi; Ascomycota; Eurotiomycetes; Eurotiales; Trichocomaceae
Product: Peroxisomal membrane anchor protein (Pex14)
Exons: 5
Coding region: 1-1083 (360 amino acids)
Biological process (GO): protein import into peroxisome matrix, docking
Cellular component (GO): peroxisomal membrane; peroxisomal importomer complex
Molecular function (GO): signaling receptor binding
Source: RefSeq, a predicted model, not a curated record
AUGGCUCGAGAGGAGCUUGUCUCCUCGGCUGUUACAUUCCUUCAAGACCCCUCCGUGUCGUCGGCGCCUCUGGAGAAGCGGAUCGCAUUCCUCCAGUCAAAGAACUUGACGCAGGAGGAAAUUGAUCUUGCUCUUGCGCGGGCUGGAGAAGAGACAGCAUCAUCUUCGCCCACAAAUACCCCUCCCUCAGGGCAUACUGCUCAGCAGCCGCCGGCUUACCGACAAACUGCUCCUCCACCUGCACCAGGAUAUGGCUAUCCUCCAUACGGGCAAUGGCAGCCUCCGCCGGAACUGCCCCGAAGGGAUUGGCGGGACUGGUUUAUCAUGGCUACGGUAACGGGCGUGAUCAUCCAGCGAUAUAUUGUACCCCUCAUUGCCCCUCCCACGCCUCCUCAACUAGAGCAAGAUAAAAAAAGCAUUGACGAGCAGUUCGCCCGUGCCUUUGCUCUCAUUGACCAGCUCUCGACCGAUACAGCCGCUCUGAAGUCUGCUGAAGAGGCACGAACGGAGCGACUGGAUGCCGCUCUUCGUGAGGUAGAAAACGUCGUGUCAGAGUUGAAGACAUCUGUACGACGGAGAGAUGAAGACACCCGCCGGAUAAGUGAGGAGGUCAGGAAUCUCAAAGAUAGCAUUCCGAAGGCCCUUGAGGGUGCUCGGGAAGGAAACGAGAACAGACUGAAAGAACUGGGCACAGAGCUGAAGAGUCUCAAAGUCCUGUUGGGCAACCGACUUAAUGCCGGUGGUGCGGCUGGCAGCUCGUUGCCGGGACGGACGGUGGGAUCGAUGACCUUGUCCGGUGCCUCUCGCCCAUCGGAUGAGGCGUCGGGCUCUUCUGCAACAACCAACGGUAUCCCUGCGGCAUCACAGAGUCAACCCUCUACGGUAUCGUCCGGUGAAGCCGCGGCACAGCCCGCUACCAACCAAACGCCCAGCAAUGAGACCACCAGCAACCCAGUUUCACAUCUGCCCAGACCGGCAUCGAUUCCAGCUUGGCAAAUGGCUGCCGCAAACAGAUCAAAGGCGGCUUCACAGCAAUCCACUGCCUCUUCAAACUCGGAGCAGCAGAAUGGUGCAUCGAGCUGA